CGCCUGUCCCCGAAAACUCCGUUACCCAUCAUGCACCACAAUGGAGUGACGUCACGCCAUAGUUUUCAUCAGGAAGCGGAACCAUAAAAGUUGUUUCCCCCUCGCCUUUGUUGUGUUAAACCCUCCGUUUUCUCGUCUGAGCUCGGCUUUUAAGGAAACAUUAUGAACCUUGAACGGAUUCCAAACGAGGAGAAGCUUAGCCUCUGCAGAAGAUACUACUUGGGUGGCUUCGCUUUUCUCCCCUUCCUCUGGUUGGUGAACGUUCUGUGGUUUUUCAGAGAAGCGUUUUUAAAGCCCUCGUACACGGAGCAAUCCCAAAUAAAAUCAUAUGUAAAGAGGUCUGCUCUGGGGCUCAUAGUGUGGGUGGCUGUGCUGACGACGUGGAUCACCAUAUUCCAGCAUUUCAGAGCACAGUGGGGUGAGGUGGGAGACUACCUCUCCUUCACCAUUCCCCUCGGCACAGCCUGAUCACAUCCCAUGCGUUACCGUACCCGUUUCCAUUUUGGCUAUUUUUUCUCCUCCCAUCGACAAGAUGUUCCUCGGCUAAUUUUACCACUGUCGUCGCAUAGUCUGGAUCUGUCUGGGAGUUGUGGUAUUUUGUGGACCGAUGAAAUCGUUUUGUUGAUCGAGUGACAUAAUAUGGACACGAAUGCACCAUGCUAAAGCGCAGGAGUUUAUUUCCAGCACUACUACUGCUUCUUAUUUCCUGUUCCUUUUUUCUUUAGUUUUAGCUGAGAUGUUUGUUGUAUUUGAGAUCGCGCAUUCACAUUAACUCUGACCUCUGUCGAUGCAUUGAAAAGAAUGUAUGACAAAAAAUGAUCUCCAGACCAGACAGGUCCAUCCAAAAUUUUGUUUUUUUGGCUGUGGAUAUGACGUGUAAUAUAAUUGUUCUAAAAAAGGCUGAUUUUCCUGCUAUAUAUUAAUCGUUUGGAUGGACAGUAACAUCACAUAUUUUGUCAGUACAUAUAAAAUUGUUUUGCACAAUUUUAAAUAAAAUUGGAAAAUAUUCUGCA
This is a messenger RNA of Puntigrus tetrazona (Sumatra barb), 1013 nucleotides long. It is a transcript of the gene psenen, whose product is annotated as presenilin enhancer, gamma-secretase subunit. NCBI's taxonomy places the organism in Eukaryota, Metazoa, Chordata, Actinopteri, Cypriniformes, Cyprinidae. The record is from RefSeq and is a predicted model, not a curated record. Gene Ontology annotation, biological process: Notch receptor processing. The transcript is spliced from 4 exons. The coding region runs from base 163 to 468 and encodes 101 amino acids. Gene Ontology annotation, cellular component: gamma-secretase complex.